AUGGAGCACUACCUCUGUCUUGGGCAAUUUCUACAUUCCCUUGCCCCAAGUAAGAAGAUAAGGGCUCUAGUAGGCAGCAAAUCAAAGCAAGUCCUUGCUCUUGAGCUGUGGAAUAAGAUUCUCAAAGCUGGGGACAGCUUUGAAAAGAAAGUUGUUCCACACGAGCAGUCAGCUCUUAGCUUCCCAAUCUAUUUACAACUGGUAUAUUCACCCUGGGAUUCACCUUACUUUUGUCAUGAUUUUGCGGGAACUCACCUGAAUGCUGCCAUUACCCUCACACAUUGCCUUUUAGGAAGCCUCUCCUGGAAAAAGCUCCAAUUUUAUGUGCUUAGCCAGUUCCUGGGCUCCUUUCUGGCAGCAGCUACUGUUUUUUGCAUCUAGUAUGAGGCACUGUAUGACUACACCAAAGGCAACUUUACAGUGACUGGUCCAAAUGCCAUGGCAGGCAUCUUCUCCACAUACCCUGCUCCCUAUAUGUCCUUGAUGGGAGGCUUCCUCAUGGAAAUUAUAGCGACAAUGAUGCUGUUCUUGGGCAUUCCAGUCAUCCAUGAUAAGAAAAAUAAUGCAGUCCUGAAGGGGACACAGGCCUUGCUCACAGGUAUCCUGGUCCUAGGAAUUGGUCUGUUGAUGGGGAUGAACAUGGGCUACUCCAUGAACCCCUCCAGGGACUUGCCCCCCAGGGUCUUCACUGCCAUUGCUGGCUGGGGAAUGGACGUCUUCAUGGUUGGACAGGGCUGGUGGUGGAUCCCACUCGUAGCUCCACUCCUGGGAUGUCUUUUUGGUGUUUUAAUCCACAAACUCUUUAUUGAUCUUCACAAUCAGCCUGUCCUGGAAAGUGAAAAUGAGAAAAGACAGCCAGGCAUGGAAGUUUCUAGGAUGUGGCAGUCAUGUGCCCUGAGGAAAGGACCUGGAAGGAAAUCUUAG
This is a messenger RNA of Tinamus guttatus (white-throated tinamou), 924 nucleotides long. The record is from RefSeq and is a predicted model, not a curated record. Lineage: Eukaryota; Metazoa; Chordata; Aves; Tinamiformes; Tinamidae.